AUUUCCGUUUUUAUCCGUUUCUAAUGUGGUUGUUAGGCCGUAGCAGCGCUAGCAGAAUUAUAAACUUUCAAAAAAUUUUCCGGUCCAUUAGGUGGUAAUUCGUUUUAUGUUUUCAAAUGUUCUUUUUUAUUUUAACUUUUAUAUGAUCUUGAGCCCCGUCUCGCAGAUUUCAGGCUCUGUGAAACUCGCGAGGAGUCGAAAGCCACAUACAGCGGGCCAUUUGUGAACGAGUGCUGUGUGAACUGUGUGUUUACCAUAUUUCGUUUGACCACGUCCAAGUUUAACGCGUUGUUUAUUUUCUCUGGGAAAAUUAUAAUUCCUUUGGAUUUAUUUGUGGGAAACUUCCGAAUUUUGACAUCUUUUGCAUUUGCUAAACUGCAUCAGGAAUCACCGUUGGCCGUUUGCGCGCACUUUCAUUGCAUUCUGCGCGACAUCAUGAGCAGCGCUGCGCUUUCAGCACUUGCUGUGUGAGCCUUUGAUUGACACGGAGCAUGAAAUUCGAUCUUUGUAAAAGGAUAAUCUUUCGUCCUCUGUGAAUCGUUCGCGCAAUGGUGCCUGGCGCGAAAACGGAAAAUUGCAGAUUACCGCGGAUAAUUGGAUGACUAUUGUUAUUAAUAGACUGCAAAAACUCACAGGAGACAUUGUUUCUUGUAUUGCAGCACACAAAAGACCCCGCAUAUCUUUCUUUGUUGAUCAUUAUCGAUUUUUCGCAUAUACCGACCACCGUGCACGGCCUACAUGCUGGAGUGGAAAUGACACAACGGAUGCAUUGCUCCUGCUCCCACCUGCCCGAUAAUUCAUGUGAUUCAUGUGGAUAAUUGCGAAGAUAAAGACGCCAGUAAUCCGACCAUUCUGCCUGUUAGGCCGACCAUCAUGGCACGAACGCGACGAGCCCGUUGCGAGUUGAGUCAAUUGUUGCCGACAUUUGCCGCAUGGUUUCUCAUUAUUACCAUUACAUCACUGUAUCUGGCCUUUCCGGCUUAUCAGUUGGCGGUACAACACAGUGUUCUGAUACCCAUUGUCAGCGCGCUACUGCUUCUUAUCAUCAUGUCCAAUUUAGCUGUGGCGACAUUUAUGGAUCCAGGAUUUCUGCCUAGAGCGGCUCCUGAUGAACCUAUACCGGAAGAGGCACCAGCCACCUACCGGAUGGUUACCAUUAACGAUGUGCAGUUGAAGCUGAAAUACUGUUCGACUUGCAAUUUCUACCGACCUCCUCGUGUAUCGCACUGCAGUACAUGCAACCGCUGUUUGGAAGUUUUUGACCACCACUGUCCAUGGGUGGCCAAUUGUGUUGGCCGGCGGAAUUACCGCUUCUUCUUCAUCUUCCUUAACACCCUGACCAUCCACAUGGUGAUCUGUAUAAGUUUCUGCCUAAUGUACAUUCUCACUCAUUUGGAUGCACUGACAACACCCAAUGUGCUCGUAUCGAUUGGCAUUGCCGUUGUGGUUGGAUUGCUGUUGCUUCCGGUGGGUGGCCUUACCUUCUUCCAUAUCAGUCUAGUCAGCCGCGGCAUGACCACAAAUGAACAGGUUACAGGAAAAUUCCGACACGCGACAAAUCCAUUUGAUGAUGGUUGUUGGGCCAAUUGUUGUCAAGCAUUGUGUGGGCCGUUGUAUCCCAAGUUGCCUGAAUCGUUAAAUGAUUCCCAGUCUCUUCGAGCGUCACUGUUAAAUCAGCAGCUAAAAGGCCAGAAUCUUGGUUUAUUUUCGCCACAAUCUUCGCCUAAACAUAUGGCCAAAUUUGUAAAAACACGAACGAAAGAUAGCAUUGAUGAGCACAGCAGUUUAUCAUCCAUUGACAGCGGUGAGCCGCCUCCGCGCGUCAUCGUCCGCAAUGGCCGUCCCAGUCGUCAGUUGGGCCCGGGUCUGCCUAUGACGACUACAACAGCGGUAAUGGCAUCGCCCAUCUACUCACACAAGAAUCUCCGGACGGUCACUCACGAUCUCCCCUUUCCCGUGGACCGGCAUAUAUCCGCCCAGCAGAGCGUACCUCUCCUUUCCCAGAUGCCUCUCCAUUCCGCUCCGCCGCCCACUAUAACGCGGUCCACCAUUGCCAGCCCGAAAUUCCGUGUUAUCCGCCACUCCGGCUCACCGGAAUACGAUAAUGUCGCCAGUGCACGCGGCGAUACCGCAGCGGAAAAGGCUAAUCGAGACGCGGAUGUUGUGGUAUCCUUUAAGCACGUCAAUGUGAAACGGAAUAACAAUCCACUGCCGAGUGAUAUGGCAGCAGCCGAUACGCAGCAACAUCAACCGGAGGAAGUGCAUAUUACCAUGGAGACGCCGGGAUAUGAGCUGGCGCCCCGGCGCAAAGUGGAAAAUGCACCCUCACACGUGACACCGGCUUCCGGUGCGACUUCUUAUGGAAAUCAGCUGAAGAAGACUAUUGAAAUGCGUAGGAAUUUUUAGUUAUGUGAGUUUGUUUUUUGUUCUUUUUGGAUUUUUUAUGGGGUUUGAAUUGGUCUGUGAUGGGAGUGCCAAGCUGCUGGGGACUGUCAGGGAUUUUAGCUAGUUGUUAUUGCAGCUUUUUAAGGUUUGUAUUUUUCCAUGUGUCAGGUGGUUGACAUUCCGGUCCAAAUUGUUUUUUGUAGUCUAAUGUAGAUGCUGUUUCUUGUUCUUUGCUCGUUUCUAUAGAACUGUUUAGAUUAGAUUGAAUGUAGAUGAUGUGUCAUGUUCUGGUCAAGACGACCCGGUUUGGAAAUCUGAAGAAAUGUGAGGAAUUCAACUUGAAAAGUGAACGUGACAAGCAAA
Molecule: messenger RNA, 2748 nt
Organism: Paramacrobiotus metropolitanus
Lineage: Eukaryota; Metazoa; Tardigrada; Eutardigrada; Parachela; Macrobiotidae
Product: palmitoyltransferase ZDHHC5-B-like
Exons: 8
Coding region: 874-2406 (510 amino acids)
Biological process (GO): protein palmitoylation
Molecular function (GO): palmitoyltransferase activity
Source: RefSeq, a predicted model, not a curated record